This is a messenger RNA of Paramisgurnus dabryanus, 1497 nucleotides long. It is a transcript of the gene cfap20, whose product is annotated as cilia and flagella associated protein 20. Lineage: Eukaryota; Metazoa; Chordata; Actinopteri; Cypriniformes; Cobitidae. The record is from RefSeq and is a predicted model, not a curated record.
UCACGUUUCCUAGCAACUUCAAAAUAAACUCCAAAAACCCCUCACCGUGCUGCUGCGAGGAUAAAUCACACAACUUAUACCACACUUUCAUUUAAUAUACGAUAAAAAUUAGUCUUUAUUUGUGUGUUUGUAAGCGGAACCAGAAGUCGAGAGUCGCGCGAUCCAGCCGGAAGCAGAUAAGCGGUGUUUAAUGCGAGUUUAUUUGCGUUAAAUCUGCUGGAUUAUGUUUAAAAACACAUUUCAGAGCGGAUUUCUAUCCAUCCUCUACAGCAUCGGCAGCAAACCCCUGCAGAUAUGGGACAAGAAGGUCAGAAAUGGACACAUUAAACGGAUUACAGACAAUGACAUCCAGUCUUUGGUCCUUGAGGUGGAGGGAACCAAUGUGAGCACCACCUACAUCACAUGUCCAGCAGACCCAAAGAAGACCCUCGGCAUCAAACUUCCCUUUCUCGUAAUGAUCAUUAAGAAUCUCAAAAAGUAUUUCACAUUUGAAGUUCAGGUACUGGACGAUAAGAACGUUCGACGGCGGUUUAGGGCGAGUAACUAUCAGAGUACGACUCGUGUAAAGCCGUUCAUCUGCACGAUGCCCAUGAGACUCGACGACGGCUGGAAUCAAAUCCAGUUCAACCUGUCAGAUUUCACACGGCGAGCGUAUGGGACCAAUUAUAUUGAGACGCUGCGAGUGCAGAUCCAUGCAAACUGUCGCAUCAGAAGGGUUUAUUUCUCUGACCGGCUGUAUUCGGAGGAUGAGCUGCCGGCUGAAUUUAAACUUUAUUUACCAGUACAAAACAAAGCAAAGCAGUGAAAUGGUUGCCUGGAUUUCAUCAUCUCCUUCCUUUGUUUGAUCUGCACACGUUCACACCAGACAGAUUUCUGUGGGUCUUUUUUAUGUGUUCCUCUUUAUUGUCUGCUAAUAAAUAUUUUAUAUGCACAAAGUAAAUCUGAUCUGUGUGAAUGCAUCUGCUUGUUUAAUCUUUUUUAUUUCUAAAAUAAAUUAAGUUUUUCCACAGAUACAGAUCAUAAACCAGUGUUCAAAUUAUGUCAAAGACUAUGGGGGUCCCCUAAGCUAAGCCCCACCCACCUGUCAUUAUAGAGUCACUGUGAUUUCACAAAGUAAGAAGUUAUCCUGGAUCAACAUUUUUUGUUGGUCCUGGAUUAAAGUUUUAAUCAAAGAAACCCCAAAUUACCCUUAAUAGUGCUUUAAUAAAGAACAGUUAAUUUAUAUUGGUGUGUUAUAUAGUGGGUCCACCCCAGCCCCCCUCAAUUCGCACGAUGUUAUGUACAGAACAGAUGCAAAAUGAGCUCUGAGGUUGAUAAGUGAUGACAUUGGAUUGAUGUUAUAAUUGGUGUAAAAAGUCAAACUGAAGAGCAAUGAAACAUUUAGAGUUGAUCUCAUUGGAAGAGUUCAGGUGUCACUGACCGCUCCCAUGAUGCUUUCCUGAACAACUUAUAUGUAUUUGCUGUAUUUUCAAAUAAACUUUAAAUAUAUUGUUUUCA